AUGGCCUGCAACACCAAGCACUUCCACCCCGUCCCUAGCGUCGCGCCCUCGAUGCACCAAAACCACCUCGACACGGACACCCAGUCUCUGCUCAUCGUCGUCGACUCCGUCCUCGCCGACGCGCAGGCCACGGAGUGGGCGGAUGCCCGUCCCGCUCUGGUCGUGCCGCCCCAAGCGGCCGCGGCCUCGUCGCCCCCCACGCUCGUUGCGGCACCGGAUCUCGCAGAGGCGACGCCGCAGCCGCAAGAGGAGGGGUCCACGUCGACGAUGCUUCUUCCGCUCCCUGCCUCGGUGGCGGCAGCGAGCCCGCCUCCGCCUCUCGCCGGGUCCGACGCCGAGCAGGGGCUGGAGCAGCUCUCCAGGGUUCUCGCCUCCCUGGGGUACAACGAGUUGGCGUCGGAGGCGCCGCUCCUCGCCCUCUCGCUGCCGCUCGCGAGGUGGCCAGGGGCGAUCACCGUCUUCGCGGCCCCCAACUCCUUCCUCCAGGCCUCCUGCCCCAUGUGCUCGCGCCGAGACCUCCUCGAGCAGCACAUCGCCAUGGGCUACUACCCCUACUCCGAGCUCACCGCCGCCGCCACCAUGAAGAUCCCGUCCGCCUCCGUCGGCUUCUGCAUCCAGGUCCUCACCGAGCGGGGCCCCUUCGGCAUCCACUACGCCAAGAUCUACGCCGAUGGCAUCGAGGUGUCCCACCCCGAGCUCUACAACGACGGCCGCUACGUUGUCCACGGCAUCCACGGCUUCCUGCGCCCGCUCACCCACUCCUGCUUCGGCGGCCCGCACCACCACCUCCUCACCGGCACCGCCCGCUCCGCCGCUGCCUCCGCGGCGACCGCCUGUCCUGUCACCGCCGCCUCCGUGGUGCGCAUCAUGAUCCGCGACGCCAUCGCGCGUCUCCGCGACCGGGGCUACGGCUUCAUGGCGCUGGCCAUGCGCGUCAAGCUCGCCGAGCUCGAGAGGUUCGCCAACCUGACGCUCUUCGCGCUCGACGACCAGGCCAUCUUCGUCGGCGGAGGCCACCACUACGUCUCAGCGUUGCGCUUCCACAUCGUCCCCGACCACCGCCUCACCCACGCCGACCUCCUUCGCCUCCGCCCUGGCAUGAUCCUCCCCACGCUGGCCGGCGAGGGCCAGAGCCUUGUCGUCACCAACGGCGCCGGCUCCGCGUCGGCCUACAACAUCGACGUCAGCAUCAACUACAUACCCAUCAAGGAGCUCGACGUGGUGGUCAACUCCCGCAUCGCCGUCCACGACGUCUACAUGCCGUUCCCCCGACCCCGCCUCAACCUCGCCAACCUCGCCGCCUCGGUGGCCGCUGCGUCCGCCGUCCAGACCAGCACCUGCAGCGUCGGGGGACCCUUCGGCGACUGCCCCUCCUCAGCGAUGACUUCUCCCAAGAGGCAAGUAGCUCCUGGUGAGUGAUGCGUGAGUCUUCUCGAUCAUUUUGUUCUUCUGUGUUUCUAGCCAUGAAGGAUUUGCUACUAGUAGUUCGAACGAGAGACUAGACAGUCGUAUCGUGCCGUGAUGAGUAUGUAAUGUGUUCUACUCCUGGUCACGUAUGCAAUGUGUUCUACUUCUGGUCACAUUUUUGUCCAGUAUUGCUUGAAUGGAUUUUGGUAUGAAUUUGAUUGA
Triticum aestivum (bread wheat) is the source of this 1629-nucleotide messenger RNA. RefSeq lists its product as uncharacterized. The transcript is spliced from 3 exons. The record is from RefSeq and is a predicted model, not a curated record. Lineage: Eukaryota; Viridiplantae; Streptophyta; Magnoliopsida; Poales; Poaceae. The coding region runs from base 1 to 1419 and encodes 472 amino acids.